Messenger RNA from Rhagoletis pomonella (apple maggot), 1914 nucleotides. RefSeq lists its product as uncharacterized. Lineage: Eukaryota; Metazoa; Arthropoda; Insecta; Diptera; Tephritidae. The transcript is spliced from 4 exons. The record is from RefSeq and is a predicted model, not a curated record. The coding region runs from base 154 to 1602 and encodes 482 amino acids.
CGUAUAAGGCGCCAAGUAACUUUUGUAUCGCACAGUUUAGUAGCAGCUAGCAGUGAUUUGGAACGGUCACGUUUGCGGCUUGAUUUGUGGUGGUGUUUCUUUGGAUACUCGCUUGUGAUAUUAUUGUUGUGAUUGCCUGUUUUGAUUUUCGAGAUGUCGAUAAAUUUUGAAGAUAUUUUGAAAGUUAUAAAUCAUUUUAUAAAUAUAAAGACUGAGAGACAAAUGUUUAUGUCACAUUAUCAGGUAUUGCGUGACAAACUUUUCGAAAAUCUAAAAGCGCAAGAUGCAGUUUUUAAAAAGCUGUUCAAUGGACAUGAACUGCAAGGCAGUUAUGGGGACAAUGUCAAGGUCAACCGCGCUGAUGAGUAUGACUUGGUAUUUUUUCUAAAUUUCCCCGCCAAAGAUGAAAUACUAGUCACGGGGGAUCCCGAUUUGCCGGGCAAUUUUUUCAUUGACGUAAGGAAUGUAUUGAAAACUAUAAAAUCGCAAAAGCAAAAUUCUCUACUCCAUGAAAAACUUCGAACUUGGACGGUAAAGGAUAACGAUUGCGAAUAUUUGGAUAUAGAAAAAUUACAUGCUUGGCUGAAAAGCUGUUUCAGCAAAGCGCUAUUGGCUAUGAAAAAUAGCGUGGAAGGUAUACCGUCCAACUUGAAAUUUGUGUAUCAACGUUGUGGCCCCGCGCACACAAUUACCGUUAGUGAACCAUGCAAAUUUUCGGUAGAUUUUGUACCGGGCAUAGUAUUGGGUGCGCAACAUGUCAUAAUGGAGAAUAGCCCUCCCGAAUGGCAUGGCAUACCAAAGCCUGUGCAGAAUACCAAAUCAUUUCGUGCUUCGUACUAUUCACUGGAAAGGGAACUGAUUAAAAAUAAGAACAAUUUGAAAAAUGCAUUAAGGAUAUUGAAGAAGUUUCGCGAUAGCCAUCCGAAUAUGAAAAAUUUGAAAAGCUACUACAUUAAAACACUGUUUUUAUGGAGAAAUUCUCAGGUGGAUAACGAAUACUGGGCGCGUAGACUCUGUGAUUCUAUUAAAGAUAUGUUUUCACUGUUGAAAUGCUGCUUAGACGCAGGCUACUUGGGAUUCUAUUGGAAUAAAAAAUUAAAUUUAUUUAACGAAUUAAAUGAAGAACAACUCAAUGAGAUGCGGUCCUACAUGAAAUGUGUGUGUGAUGAUAUAUUGGUGGCACAUGAAAAUAUGUACUUAAGCCCAGCACUGGCACUCAAAGUUAUUCACAUGUUUUUGAGCAAAGACGAACGUCUGCAGUGUCUUCCUCUAAUUGCUCGCCACGUUAAAACGAAGCGAUAUCGUCUUGUGACUGCUGGGACGCGUCAUAGAAUACAUCAUUUUGACUCACCCGAAUCAGCUACAUCGCCUCCAGCAAGAACUUUAUUCGGCGCCCCAAAGAUUUUUAACCCAAUUAAAAUCACGAUACCUUAUCCCAAACAGCCUUUGGCUUGCGAAUUGGAGUAUUCUCCUAGUUAUGAUUCCGAUGGUGGGGAACCUUUCUUAGGGGAUUUAUCGCAGGACUAUUUAAAAGAUUUAUAUGAAGUUUUUGCAUGGGAACAGUCGAUCUCAAACAGCGCGGAGAGCCACACAUACUCUUAACUAUGUUAAAAAGAAUCAGUGCAGCGCCUUCGUCUUGAACUCUUGAAUCGAGCGGACGUUGGGCUUACAAACAGUGCGGAGAUCUUUUGCGAAUUAAAAUAUUAAGCGUUUGCUUAUAAAUUCAAUUGGCCAAUUUCGAUUGCUUUCAAUUCUUGAGCAUAUUCAAGUGGUACGAGCGUAGCUGGAGUAUUUGGUUGGUGUUUGAUUGGAGAAGUGGCUGUAUGGUUUAGCAGCGGUAGAAGCAAACCAUGGUUAAAAAAAAGGAAAAAUUAAUUUAUACCGUAUUUAAGUAAAGUCAGUGAUUAAAUUCAA